AUGACCGGAAAUGAAGUAUAAUGGAAGCGACUAUUGCAUGCAAUGAUAUAGCCUGAAUGUAGCUGUGUGUGUGCAUAUGUGUGGAAGCGAGGUGAUUUGAGGAAAUAAGAAUGGCAGCACACGUUGUGUUUAAUUCUGCAAAUAUAUUGAAAUUAUUCGCGGCAAAUACGUAUACUGGGCAUUGUAUCAACGGCAUUAUUUACAAAAUCCAGGCAUGCGGAUAUGCCAAGAAACCCACCGCAAAAGGAAAAGGGAAAGGAAUGACAAAAGAGGUUCUGAAGGGCCCAGAUGUGUGUAAGGAUCCUGUGAAGUUAACAACUCAUGCUGUGGGGGUCAACAUUUUCAAAGAAGGCCAGGACCCCCCUCUGCGUCCUUUCGAGGAGUACCCUGAGUGGCUGUUCCAGCUGAAUCUGGGGCCUCCUAAGAAGUUGCAAGAGCUGGGCCCAGAGAGCCGCCAGUACUGGAAGGUUCUGCGAAAGGAACACAUGUGGCGCUUCAACAGGUUAAGCAAGGGCAAAAGAUUUUAAAGGACCUUAUCAGCUGAUUUUGCUCAUAGCUAUACAGACAAGCUCAGCCUGGACAUCAAGGCAUGGUCUUGUGGGACUUGACUUGGCUAGUUCUGAUGUUUUUACUUCUCAUGAAAAAAACCAAAUCUAGUCUGUCCGCCUUAGGCAUCCUUAGCCUGCCUGACAUUUUUGCGAAGUGGACUCGAAAGAUCGUCUUGUGGCCUGGGGUUCCUGAUGAUGGGGGGAAAAGUUUGUCAUGGUUUUCAGAGUUUGUGAAUGUCAUUGUAUUCUUCCUGUUUCCAACAAGACAAAUGUGGAUCUAACGAGGUUCCUUUAUAAAUAAUUUUAAUGUAAUGCUGGUGAUAUAAAAAUACUGUUUAAUAAGAUAAGAUAUAAAUAAGAUAUACUUUUAUUGAACCCCGUGGGGUAAUUUGUCCUCUGCAUUUGACCCAGUUACUUAGGAGCAGUGGGCCCUUAUGACUAUAAAUAAUAUAAUGGCUGAUGAAUAUCAUAAAAAGUGCAAGUUCUGGAAAUAGGUGAUGAUCACAAUAUUAGGACCUAUCCAAGAACACAAUGCAUAUUUCUUGUACGUGUACCGAUAUGGUGCAUUCUCCCAAGUAAUGUUUAUUGUUGCAAAGGAAAAUAAAGUACUUGUGUUCAUUACUGAAAACAUUUAACUUACAAAAACAUAACUUAGUACACGCUUUUAAAAAUUGACUUGUGCUGAAAAUAUUGCCCUAUACACAUUUACAUCUCUUACAUGAGCGGGUGUAGAACUGCAGCACAAUUGCAGCUAUUGUGUAAACCAUCGAGGGCUCUCUUGGAUGGCUCAUACAGAGUUUAUAUUACUGAGGCGGCUGCGACUUUUGCUAUAUACUCCGACAAGGUGAAGUUAAAUAUUUUCAACGGGAAAGAAUCGCGCGCUUGUACAGCUAUGAAUUAUGAAAAAGAGGAAGCAAUGAGAAAAGGGAACUAGAAUAUUUUGUCUUUCGAAAGAUUUUCAUAUUUUCAUUCGUUCUGUCAGAUGAGUUUACUUCCGAGAUUAUUUUUUCUAUGAGCUCUAGCACGGAUUUUCCACGCCUUCCCUCUCUUUAGAAACACGGACUUUCAUUUUGCGCGUUGUGGAUCAUAUCACCUUAGAUAAAGUUUGCAAACUUAAUUUACCAAAAUACAGGACUAGAUUGUUACGUUGGGUUUGUGAAAUUGCUAGCUGACUGGCUAGCAGGUCCCGGAAGAAGCGAGAAGAGGUGACUAAUCACAAACAGGCAGUGAAGUGUGCCCUUGACAGCUGUAGGUGAGAGAUGGGUGACUGGAAUAUGGGUCUGGGAACCCUGAGAGAGAGCGUACUUAGCAAACUGGCAGAUUUGCUGGACAACCCAAAUUGUGGCUGGAGACAACUGGCAGAUGCUGUCAAUAAGCAGCCCCAAUUUCGAUGCAGUGAAAAAGAGCUGAUUGGCUGCUCUGUCCAGGUGCUUAGCGCCAGGGGCAGCCCCAGCCGCCUACUGCUGGCCAAGCUGGCCGACCGCGCCUGUUCCCUGGGUUUUCUGCUGCAAUGCCUGAAGAAGAUUGAGCACCGGGAGGCUGUGCAGUACCUCACCACUAUAGUGAUGGAGCAAAUCCGGAUUACAGUGCAGCCGCAAUCCCAGCUGGUACCAGAAGGGGACAGAGUGGUGCUCCGCUGUCAGGCCAUUGGUUUCCCAGUUCUGGGGUACCAGUGGUUCAAAGGAAAAGAAGAGGUGCCACAUGGCAGUGCCCCAGAUCUGAUCCUAAACCAUAUCAGUCCGAAUCAGCAGGGAUACUACAUCUGCCGUGUGAACCACGGCGAUAGCUUUGUCUUCUCCCAGUGGGCCCAGGUCAGCGUGGCCAUGCCCGGGAACUCCCGCUCAGGGAGUGGACUGUGCAUUAUCCAGCAGCCCCGGAAUGUGACCAUCGCUGAGCGCGACUGCCUUUUUCUCGAGUGCCGGGCUGAGGGGAACCCCCCUCCACAGUACCAGUGGUACCACAACAAGCAGCCUCUGCUACUAGCAACUGCUACUAGCAAACCCAGCCUCGAGAUUCGCGCUGUGACCACUGCUGACCGUGGGAAGUAUAGCUGCAGAGUAUAUAAUCUCUACCAUGAGGUCUGGAGUGAGCAGGUCCACGUGGAGAUUGGUCCUGGUUCGCUCUCCUGGGAUGAUGAUGAUGAAGUGAGAGGUUUCCCUCCUGCCAGGCAGCUCAGUCAUUUCUAUGCCACAGACAAGGUGGCCCUCCUCAUGGGCAACAUGAACUAUCAGUACCACCGGCAGCUACGGGCACCCAUGGCCGACGUGCACGAGCUCACCAACCUGCUGCGCCAGCUGGACUUCAAAGUUGUCUCUCUACUGGACCUAAACCGGCAGGAGAUGCACAGCGCUGUGACCGAGUUCCUGCUCCUGCUUGACCGCGGCGUGUACGGAUUGCUGUACUUUGCGGGCCAUGGCUAUGAGAACUACGGGAACAGCUUCAUGGUUCCCAUUGACGCCCCUGCCUCCUACACCUCGGAACACUGUCUGUGGGUGCAGGACGUGCUGCAGCGCAUGCAGGAGCGCGAGACGGGCCUCAACGUCUUUCUGCUGGACAUGUGUCGCAAACGAAACCUGAAUGAUGACAUCAUCCCACAACCUGGGCCCCUGAAAGUGACAGCCAACAUUGUGUUUGGCUAUGCCACCUGUGUGGAUGCUGAGGCCUACGAGGUCAAUAAGGAUGACCUGUCCAAUGGGAUCUUCAUCAGCUUCCUUAAAACGCGCCUCCUUGCAGAGGAGAAGGUUACAGUCAUGCUGGACAGGGUGGCUGAAGAUAUGGGCCAGUGUGAGAUCACGCGCGGGCGCCAGGCUCUGGAGCUCCGCAGCAACCUGUCGGAGCGCCGGGCCCUGACCGACCGCAUUCAGAGCUCCGACUGCCCCGUGGCCACGUCGGCCCGGAACCUGCAGUGGGCCAUCGCGCACGUGCUCCCAGAAAGCCGGUUCCUGCUCUUUGAAUGUGGGGUGAAGGUGCAGCUGGGCUUUGCUGCCGAGUUCUCCAACAUCAUGAUCAUUUACACUCGCAUAUUGGAUCAGCCCCAGGACAUUAUCUCCUGUACUGCCCAGCUCUCUGACUUCUCUGAGGGUGUGGAUGUGGAUUUGAAGCUGACCAAUCAGGAGACUCCCCAGGAUGCAGGCAGUUUGCUGUUUACUUUGGAGACUGUGGACCGGCCAGAGGUCCCAAGACUCUAUACCCGCCUCAGAGCCCUGCAAAGACUCAAGAAGGAACUUAAGUUCACAGUGUGCCUUCAUUACCAAUACUCCAAUAUGGACGAAGAGGUGCAUGAAAAGCAAACGGUCACCGUAGGUAAACCACUGGUAGCUAAACUCAACCUCCACGAGCCACGACUGCCACGCUCAUUCUCAGCGUCCUCCUCCAGCGAUCUUCACACCUUCAGCAUACCGGAGUCCUCCUCUUUCCCAGAAGGCUUGGAAUCUAGUGUGCUGGCCUCAGAGACUUCCUCCCUCGGCUCCGCCUCUACCUGCUGGUCCUACUUCUCACAGACAGGAGAGGCUGCUGGUAAUGUAAAGCAGGUCAAUGUGCCUGAGGAGACCUUCAGCCCUGAGUUUCUUGACUCAGAUCAGCCCCAGCCACUCUAUGCUGAUUGCAAGAGCCUGCCACAUGACCGUUUAGAGGACCUGUCAGCUCAGUUCCGUACAAAACAGAAUUUCCACUCCUGCUAGACUUUGGUUAUGUAAAAGUAUCUGUUGUUUCACUCUUUGUUUUCCCUCCUGGUUUUAUUUAUAAAUGUAACUGACAUUUACUACAGAUUGUUACUACCACAAUUAUAGAGUAAAAAUGUAGAAAUAUAAUGGAUUUUUAUACUACUAAGGGAUUAGAGGGCAGCAGCACCUGCCAGUGCCACUCAAACCUGCUGCUUAACACUUUUACUGUUGUGAAGCUUUUGGUUGGAUGGUAAUUAUGGCAGUAAUAAUAUAGUCAUUUAGAAAUGACAUUUUGUGUCUGUGUAAAGACAGAUGAGGCUCUUGUUGUAGGCUUGGAGGAGUAUUUUGCUAAUUAAACGAACAGAUGUACCUGCAUCCUGUCUGUAAGUGAAUUUGUCCAGCAAAUUCAUAAUAAAUGUGAUAUUAAAGAGAAUGAUAGCACAAAA
Messenger RNA from Anguilla anguilla (European eel), 4656 nucleotides. It is a transcript of the gene malt2, whose product is annotated as MALT paracaspase 2. Bases 1808 to 4228 code for a protein of 806 amino acids. Gene Ontology annotation, molecular function: cysteine-type endopeptidase activity. The record is from RefSeq and is a predicted model, not a curated record. NCBI's taxonomy places the organism in Eukaryota, Metazoa, Chordata, Actinopteri, Anguilliformes, Anguillidae. The transcript is spliced from 19 exons. Gene Ontology annotation, biological process: proteolysis.